Spinacia oleracea (spinach) is the source of this 1409-nucleotide messenger RNA. RefSeq names its product protein NEN4. Gene Ontology annotation, molecular function: nucleic acid binding; 3'-5' exonuclease activity. The record is from RefSeq and is a predicted model, not a curated record. The coding region runs from base 97 to 975 and encodes 292 amino acids. The transcript has 5 exons. Lineage: Eukaryota; Viridiplantae; Streptophyta; Magnoliopsida; Caryophyllales; Amaranthaceae.
UUUAUCAAAGAUCAGCUCGUUUCAUCAUCAUUCAACAUAUUCUUAGAAGAAAUAAGCUCUAAAAACCAGAACCAGAACCAGAACCAGAACCAAUUAAUGGCAGCUUCAUAUAGAAAUGAAGAACGCGUACCAGAAAUAGUGUUCUUCGAUAUAGAAACAUCGGUCCCAAAUAGAGCAGGACCUGGGCAUGAAAGAAGGUUCUGGAUAUUAGAGUUCGGUGCAAUGGUGAUAUGUCCUCUAAAGCUUGUUGAGAUAGAGAGCUACUGUACCCUUAUUAAACCAGGAGAUCUCUCAGUUGUCGCGCUGAGGUCUACACGAACUGAUGGCAUUACGAGAGAGGCAGUAAUGAAAGCACCAACCUUUGAGGAUGUUGCUGAUAAGAUAUAUCAAGUCUUAGAUGGGAGAAUAUGGGCUGGUCAUAAUAUUCAGAGAUUUGAUUGUCUGCGGAUUAAGGAAGCUUUUGCUGAGAUUGGUCGUCCUGCACCUCAACCUUGUGGCAUUAUUGAUUCUUUGGGUGUUCUUUCUGAUAAAUUUGGAAAAAGAGCUGGUGAUAUGAAGAUGGCAACAUUGGCCAAUUACUUUGGACUCGGUCAGCAAAAGCACAGGAGCCUUGAUGAUGUACGUAUGAACUUGGAGGUCCUUAAGAAUUGCGCGACAGUCCUCUUCCUGGAGUCAAGCCUACCAAAUAUGUUGAGUAAUAACAAGUGGAAUAAUGGAUCUUCCACAAUUACAACGAGGAGCAAAAACAAUGUCGAAAACAAGAAAAUGGUACCGAGUUAUAACACAGAAGAACCAAAUAGCAGAAAAUCUCCUCCUGCAGCUUCAUCAUCAAUUGGGUAUAUAAGAUCUGUACCAUAUCCAACAAGAGCAAGUUUGAGAAAGAUGACUGAAAGAGUGAAGAAUAUAUUGUGCAAAGCACAUAGCAACCAGUCUAUCAACAACUUGAUCAAGCAUUCUCAUUCGAUCCUUCGAUAGUUUAACAACCCGAAAAGAAAAGGAAAGGAAAAAUCAACAACUUAAGCCAUUCUUCAAAUUCAAGGCUUGCUUAUGUUGUUCUUGUGAGGUGAAGAUCACAAAAUAUGGUGAAAUGGAUACAUGAUUGAUCACCUGUUUUUCUCUUGAUUUUUUUUUGUGAUUCAAUUUGUAAAUAAUGAUUCUUUGUAAAUGUAAAUAAAAAUCUUAUGCACAACUCACAACCAUAAUUCUACAUGUAUAAGUGUAUAUUUGUAAGAUAGUAGCUGCAAUCUUGUAAAUCUGUAAUCAUGUAUGAAUAUAUGAUCACUACAAGUUUUAAACCUAUGUAAUGUGCAUAGAUUAGGCCCAUUAGGUGGCCCAUUGAACAGUCAUGGACUCAUGGACUACAACUUGGGAAUGGAUCCUUCUUUUGUGACUAGGAAAAGUUUCUCAAA